Molecule: messenger RNA, 1680 nt
Organism: Penicillium lagena
Lineage: Eukaryota; Fungi; Ascomycota; Eurotiomycetes; Eurotiales; Aspergillaceae
Product: Amino acid transporter
Exons: 5
Coding region: 1-1680 (559 amino acids)
Biological process (GO): amino acid transmembrane transport
Cellular component (GO): membrane
Molecular function (GO): amino acid transmembrane transporter activity
Source: RefSeq, a predicted model, not a curated record
AUGAUUGCUUCCGAAGGGCAGGAUGGCGACCAAAUUGGAGACGUGGUCGCACCAGCCGCUAAUUUGAAUAACACGGCUGCAUCCUAUGAUGAAGCAGCUGAUAAGGAGCUCGGCCAACCCCCGGCCUUAAAACGCGAGCUUCAGAGUCGCCAUAUGCAGAUGAUUGCCAUUGGUGGUGCCAUCGGAGCUGGUCUGUUCGUGGGAACUGGAGGUGCGCUCCAAGAGGGAGGGCCUGGAGCCCUACUCAUCGCAUACAUGAUUGUUGGUGUUAUGGUUCUGUUUACCGUCCAAGCCCUCGGGGAACUUGCGGUGCUCUAUCCAGUAAAUGGAGCUUUUUUCGACUACUGCGUCCGGUUCAUCUCUCCUGCAUGGGGAUUUGCAAUGGGCUGGGAUUACGCCAUCGGCUGGCUCGUUAUCCUCCCAUUCGAGCUAACAGCUGCGAGUAUCACUAUCCGGUUCUGGCGGGAUGACCUGAAUAUGGGUAUAUGGGUAGCGGUCUUCCUGGCAGUACUAUCUGUCAUCCAAAUAUUUGGUAUCCGCGGCUACGGAGAAGUUGAAUUUAUCCUUGGUAUCAUCAAGGUCACAGCAAUUAUUGGAUUUAUAAUACUCGGAAUUGUGAUUGAUUGUGGCGGGGCCCCGAAGGGUGGUUAUAUUGGAGCUCACUACUGGCAUAAUCCCGGCGCAUUCACCUCUUUCACCGGUUUCUGCUCUGUCUUUGUCACGGCUGCUGUUUCCUUUACUGGUACUGAAUUGACGGGGUUGGCUGCUGCUGAGUCCAGAAACCCUGGCAAGGCUAUCCCUAAGGCGACUAAGCAAGUUUUCUGGCGGAUUACGAUCUUUUAUCUCUUGGCAACCUUUAUAGUAGGACUUAUUGUGCCAUAUGAUUCUAAAUGGCUUCUAGGUUCUAAUGGCGCUAACACUAAGGCGUCACCCUUUGUUGUGUCUAUUCAGAACGCUGGUAUCUCGGGGUUGCCCUCGGUGAUGAACGCAGUCAUCACAAUUUCUGUUAUCAGCGUCGCCAACUCCGCAACAUUUGCGUCGAGUCGGACAUUACAGGCUCUAGCAGAGCAGAGAAUGGCCCCUCAGAUAUUUGCUUAUAUUGACAAGGCUGGGCGGCCCCUCUACUGUGUUCUGCUACAGAUUGCGUUUGGCUUCCUGGCGUUUAUUAACGAGGCAUCAUCAACGGGAAAUGCCAUUUUCGACUGGCUCCUAGCCCUGUCAGGGGUGUCGCAGUUCAUGCUCUGGGGCAGUAUCUGCCUCGCUCAUAUCCGCUUCCGCAAAGCUUGGGCAUACAAUGGGCGCGACUUUAAAGAACUCGCCUACUACGCACCAUUUGGUGAAAUUGGCAGCUGGAUCGGCCUCGGCCUCAAUGUGCUAUGCCUCAUCGCCGAGUUAUACGUGUCUGUGAUAUCAAAAAGUGCAAUGCUCUUCUUCGAGAACUACCUCGCGUUUCCUCUCACCAUCGCCCUCUUCCUAAUCUGGAUUGUCUACCUCAAAUUUUCCAAAAACAUCUCCCUCGGACUCCGAGAAUUGUUCCUCUUGAAGGUGCAAGAUAUUGAUGUUCUGAGCAAUAUUCGUGAUGGUGCUCUUGACGUCAAUCUGCAGCCUAAGGUUGAAUAUGACACCUGGGGAGAAUGGAUCAAGGCGGCGCCGACACGCAUUUUGCACUCAUUGUUUUGA